Molecule: messenger RNA, 606 nt
Organism: Pipistrellus nathusii (Nathusius's pipistrelle)
Lineage: Eukaryota; Metazoa; Chordata; Mammalia; Chiroptera; Vespertilionidae
Source: the annotation of a GenBank genome assembly
AUGUCUGCCCAGAGGUCAGUUUCUAACAGAACAUCUCAGCAGUCUGCCUCUAACUCUGACUACACAUGGGAGUAUGAAUAUUAUGAGAUUGGACCCGUUUCCUUUGAAGGACUGAAGGCUCAUAAAUAUUCUAUUGUGAUUGGAUUUUGGGUUGGUCUCGCAGUCUUCGUGAUUUUCAUGUUUUUUGUGCUGACUUUGCUGACCAAGACAGGAGCCCCACACCAAGACAAUGCAGAGACUUCAGAGAAGAGAUUCAGAAUGAACAGCUUUGUGUCAGACUUUGGGAGGCCGCUGGAGCCAGAUAAGGGCAAUGAAGAGUCCCGGUCUCUGUUUCACUGCUACAUCAACGAGGUGGAGCACCUGGAGAAGGCCAGAGCUGGCCAGCAGACCACGGCCCUGGACAGCGACGUGCAGCUGCGGGAAGUCACCAGAAGCAGUGGGCGGCCAGAGGAGGAGCUGAACAGGCUCAUGAAAUUUGACAUCCCCAACUUUGUGAACACGGACCAGAACUCCUCCUUUGGGGAUGACGAUCUUCUGAUUUCAGAACCACCUGUUGUUCUGGAAAAUAAGCCAGUUUCCCAGACCUCACACAGAGACCUGGAUUGA